GCUGGGUAGCGGGGCCGGGGCUAGGGUACUCGCGAUCUGCCUGGUCCACGCACUCUCUCCGCAUAUUUCGCGUGCGUGUGAGCACGGAGCGGAAAAUUGCGCUCUCCGCGCGGAGAGGAUCUCGAGAGGGGGAGAGACAGUAACAAUCGUAGAGGCCACAACGCACCCAAGAGCGGCGCGGCGAAAAAAGAAUGAACCAACAACCGCAGGCCCGCGCGCUGCCGAGCUUCUCCGGACUGUCCUUGGCCGUCAACGACGCGCGGGACUACGAGAACAGUCGAGGGUCGAGAAACGGCUCCGAGGUGCAGCAGCAGCAGGACAACAACAGCAGCAGCGCCGCCUCCACCGGCAUCAGCAGCAGGCGCGGCCGACAUGCGUCUCCCACGGAGACUUCCGCGAAUGGGUUCGACGGCGGCGGCAGGAACCUGUCCGGCUCCGGCGGCGGCGGCGGCGGCGGCGGCGGGGUGCCCAGCAGCAGCAAGGCGAGCGGAGCCACGGGCGCCCUGCUGCUGCAGGAUACCUUGUCGCCUCUGCUCGAGGAGGUGGACGCGCUGUUCGAGCGGAGCAAGGACAUCGUCGCUAGCCUCAAGGCCCCCGGCGGGGGAAACAAGCCACAGGAAGACGAUGUGGAGGUGGAGAUCAUGGAGAGAAUGGCAGAGGCGUGGCAGGCCAUCGAGGCCAAGAACGCUAGACACGACACGUCUCACAAGCUUCACAGAGAGAAGCCAAUGUUCUGCAUGGACAGCCUGGGGAAGCGGAUAAAGGCGGCGCUUCUUUGCAAGACCCUUCCGCCGAACGACAACCCGGCCGAGUAUGUGAACGGCUCCAGCAACGCCCCGAGCCGCAACCUCGUGACGGCCAUCAAGCUGGCAGGCUACGUGGUACACUGCGGGACGGGAGGCAAGGUGUCGGCAGUGGACGGUGAUGGCCGCGAGCCCCCGUCCAAGUACACUAAGGAAGAGUUCCACAACAACGUCCUGCCGAGGGCAGCGGAGAACCAGCCUCCACGCAUCUUGAACGAGCUGAGGCAGCUGUCGUGCCGCCUCGUGGCGAGCGGCAUCGCCAAGGGCCUGCUGAAGCAGGAGGAUCUGCCGGAGAUCCGCAAGAUCCUCGUCAGCCGGUUUGAGGACGGCGGGAUGCACUUCCUGGCCGGCGGCGACGCAGCUUUCGCGCGAUUCAUCGGGGUGGCGGCCAACGCUCACAAGCUGCUCGAGCGGGGCGACAUCGACGACUUCGUGGCCUUCCACGAGCGGGUGGUGAAGCUCGUGGGCAUGUGUCGCAACAGGGUGCGUCGCGCCGCGUAUGCGACGUCGAAGAGCAUGCUGGCGCAAGCAAACGGCAACGGCCGCCUCCUCUCCGUCAAGUCGUCAAGCGCGUCUCGCCGCAAGUCCGCGCCGCUGCCGCAACUGCCGCCGCUGCCGCCAUCGCAGCAGCAGCAGCAGCAGCUGCUGCUCCAGCAGCAACAACAACCACCAACGUCGACACCGGGCUUGAUGCCAUGGCGAAACGGAGACCCACCAGUGGCGAUGCCCGCUGCUCCGGGGGUACACGGCCGAGCGCCACCACCACCGGGGCUCCCUGGCCACGGGCAACACGAUGCCCUCACCGCUACCGGCGCAUCCCCCGGAGCUCCCUUCGGAAAGCCGCCGCCGCUGGAGAAUGGGAGCAGCGUGGGGUUCGUGGGGCCGCCUUCUGCUGGCUUCAACAACGGCGGCGCGAUCAUCCGAGCCGCCAUGUCGAUGCUUCCCCCGGGCGGCAUGCCGACCCCUUCGCACGACCCGAACGACCGCUUGCAGCAGCAGCAGCAGCAGCAGCAGCAGCAGCAGCAGCAGCAGCAGCAGCAGCACCAUCAUCACCAGAUGCCGUUUGUCUCGCAAGCCCCGGGCGUGGCGAACGGUGGGGCCACGGCUGCCGCCGCCCCCGCCGCCGCCGCCCCGCCGCCGCCGCCGUUCCACGACCACAACGCGCUUAGCGCCGCCGCUCCCGAGAUCUUGACACAGAUGGGCUACCGGCGGGCACCCGCGUUCGGCCCCGAAGGGAUCUGGGGUGCCAAUGAUGCCGGUGCCAGCGUGGGGGGGGGCGCCAGAGGGCAUUCUGUGGCGCCGCCCCCCCCCCCCGCGGCUGCGCCCGCGGCGAUGCCGGUGGCGCCAGCGGGCGUGGCGCCAGCCGCGGCGCCAGGUGGUGCGGCGGCGAGGGUCGAUUCGCCGCCCGUCCUUGUGCUUCAGCCAGGGUGGGGAGUCACGCUGCCCCCUUACUUCCUGGGCAUGAUGGACCCCAAGCGUCCUCGGAGUGUCCCGGUGAAGAUGCUAUGGGAGCUUCGCGCGGAGCCGCUGCCGGGCGCCGCGGACUCGGUGCUCGUGGAGAUGCGGCAGGUCCCGGGAUACCUCGACUUCUUGGCGGAGAUCAUGCCGGCAGAUAUGCUCAAAUUCCGGUGGUCGCUGCGUUGCUGGGAGACGCUCCAGGGGAAAAACGAAUCACGGGCACUGCUGGAAGAAGCCGCGGCUGCCCUGAGCCACUUGGGGCUCGUCCCAAUGCCGCUGGGUUCUUCCUUGCGCCUAGUCUACGACGACUUUGUGGCCCGCAGAGCAGUGGCAGCGAUCGGGGUGAACAGCGGUAGCAUCAACAGUAACAGCGUCAGCAGCACCAGCACCAGCACCAGCACCAGCAGCACCAACAACAGCAAAAACGUCAGCGUCACCACUACCACCAACCAAAACACUCUACAUUCCACAGCUACCCUCACCCCCACUACCACCACCACAACCGCCGCCGCCGCCGCCGCCGCCGCCGUCCCCAACAACACCGCCGCCAACAACACCGCCGACGCUAACAGCACCAACGCCAGCACGCCCGUAAACCCCGAGACAGCCCGUUCGCACGCGGCUGCCGGCCACGCGGAGGGCGAGGCCCUCCGCGCGGGGUCCGUGGGAGUCCCUCCCGUGGCGGCGGGGGUCCUUCGGGAUCUGCACCGGGAAGGGACCCUCAACGGAGAGGUGUCCAACGCAUGGGGGGCCAGCGGGGACGGCGGGAGGGGUGCGACUAGCUCUAAUCCCAAUUCCAACACGGGGCAGGAGCGUGCCACGAGCGCCCCUCCUGUUCCUUCCCAGCCAGUGACGUCUGCACUGGCGCAGGCACCAGCACAGACCGCCACAACGCCGGUCCCGCCGCCGGCCGCCCCCGGUCCCGCCGCCGGCGCAGAGGGCGCGCCACCUAGCAGCGGGGGGGGGGGUACAAGAGCCCCCGCGGAAUCCGGAGGAGAUGGGGGGAGUGGGGAUGCCUUGCCGGCGGCGGGGGAGAACCAAUGGCUGCCGCUCCACACGCUUCCUUGGCUCCCAUCGAACACGAACAGCAACAACAGCACGGCCGCCGCCGCCGCCGCGGGGCAUUCCAGCAGUAACGCGAGCGAUGCACCCGCGAGCGCGAGUCCGAGCCCAAACAAUACCGCCGGCGGNCGCAGAGGGCGCGCCACCUAGCAGGGGGGGGGGGGGUACAAGAGCCCCCGCGGAAUCCGGAGGAGAUGGGGGGAGUGGGGAUGCCUUGCCGGCGGCGGGGGAGAACCAAUGGCUGCCGCUCCACACGCUUCCUUGGCUCCCAUCGAACACGAACAGCAACAACAGCACGGCCGCCGCCGCCGCCGCGGGGCAUUCCAGCAGUAACGCGAGCGAUGCACCCGCGAGCGCGAGUCCGAGCCCAAACAAUACCGCCGGCGGGAAGCGGAAAGCGAGCGCGGCGUUCUCCGACGGGGGUGGGUCGUCGCCGGCUGUAGACACGGAAUGGUGACAAAGAGGAAUAUUUUUACCUAGGGUUUGUAUGUUUUGUUUUUUUCGGCGAGUCCGCCUGGCAGAGUCGAAUCGGAAGUUAUUAACAGCGGGUGUUGAACGAGCGUCAGGAGUGUUCGGGGGGCGCCAAAACAUUACUCAGUGCCAUGGAACACAAAGAACAAGGGAAGACGUGUUGUCGGCUGGGACGGACAGCGGUGGUCUCAAGCCGUGAACAGGGUACGGCCUGGGACGGUAGCGGGAUGGUGUCUCUUGGAUUUUGGCACGCGCGUUUCGCGAGUGCGUCGACUUUUGUUUGAUGGUACUGCAGUUGGGUGGAUUUUGAUUUCGUCGAGUGGCGACAUCGAGGUGCGCGCGCAUGCGGGCGCCACGCGGUGCCCACUCUCGUCGUCGACUUGAUCGUUGCAUCCGGCAACAGUCAUAGCUCUAGCUAGUUGUCGGGCAGUAGGGGCAGCCAGCUGCACGGUGGAGUGUACCAGUUGUGUAUUUGUUGAUUCGCAAGUUAACGUCUUGUGUUCCCAUAGCGUGAUGCGGGGUUGUUCGGAAAGAGAGUUAAAGAUCGUUCGCUGGUAGCGUUGUCUCUCCCGCAGAAGCGGAAGCAGUAGAGGAGGUUGUUGUCUUUAGUGGGUACACGUAGUUUUUUCUUGGUAUACGUAGUUGGUAGAAGUGACGUUUUGCCUUACAUGUGCAAAGCAUUGCCACGCGGGGCGAUAGGGGAUUGCAUUUAGUUCACGACGAUAAAUAGAAAGGAGAACACCAAGAGAACACGUACAGCGGGGUAUGAUGCCGCUGAAAUUCCCGCCUUGUGCCGUAACAUGUGCUUUUGGGGAGGGGGUGCGUGUGGGAGGGAAUCAAGUCAGUGCCGAGUAGCGCUACCUGCAUUUAUAAUAUGUCGUUUGGGGCCGUAAAACAGGCCAGGUGUUGGGUGCGCAGGGGCGCGCGAAGGUGUUUCAUUGAUGGGGGUCUGAUCAGGCGGGCGCUCGGCUUGAGCAUGACGUAGAAAACAAGGUUUGCGAGGCUCGACAUGGUGUACUAUCUUUUUCGCUUUCAAGGUUUGUGGAAUGCGAAGGGUGACGAGGCCGUAGACUCCUCCCGGGGGUGGGCGCGAGCACCACGCCAGUCAACGUCGCCUUCGCUUCCUCAAGCCUUGGGAUACAUGUUCCGUCGGUUGAGUCGUACGUAGAUGCAUUCCAGCACAUUUUUCAGGUCGAGGUACAAGGUAGAUGGGGAGGGCAUUGACACAUGUCUCUGUCGCGCACGGCCUGUUGUAGUGUUCCACGGUGAAAAUGUAGGGGCAUUCGAUACACGCCGCGCGGAUUGGAGGUUUCAAACCGUGUAGUGCAUGGGGUGCAAGCGUCGCGUGUUGUACUUGGUUUUUUGAACCGUGUGGUGGUGACAUGUUUUAUGGUCGGCCAGACAUAGUACGAGCUAUGCAUGCGCUGUUGUAGUUCGGGCGGCUCUCAUGCGCGUGUAUCUGUCAAUGUCAAUAUCGAUGUAAUG
Messenger RNA from Ectocarpus sp. CCAP 1310/34, 5279 nucleotides. NCBI's taxonomy places the organism in Eukaryota, Phaeophyceae, Ectocarpales, Ectocarpaceae. The record is from the annotation of a GenBank genome assembly.